Arabidopsis lyrata subsp. lyrata is the source of this 891-nucleotide messenger RNA. RefSeq lists its product as uncharacterized. Bases 1 to 891 code for a protein of 296 amino acids. The record is from RefSeq and is a predicted model, not a curated record. NCBI's taxonomy places the organism in Eukaryota, Viridiplantae, Streptophyta, Magnoliopsida, Brassicales, Brassicaceae. The transcript is spliced from 3 exons.
AUGGUUUCGAUCGUUCCCGAGGUGGCCGGGCACAUCUCCCCUACGACCGACAUCCCCGAGGUGGUAGGGACUCUGGUCGUUGCUGCUCCAGCCGCCGAGGCGAAAUCCAAAACUAGGGGAAAAAGACCUCGAGGUGAUGGCUCGGGAGUUCCUAGGAAGGAGAAAAGGAGUCGUAGUGAAACUCCACUGUACAAGGACAAGAUCGCUUCGGCGAACUUUGUCGCUUCUUGCUCGGGUCCGCCCUUGUCUACUCCCGAUGCCUUGUUGGAGGCUCAAAACUAUCGUGAAACCGCUGCCGGAUUCCUGAAGGCCUUCCAUUCGAUGAAUUCCAUGGUUCGGGCCUAUGAUUCUGGAGCUCGGAAGUCCGAGCUGGCCUGUGAGAGAUCGGAGACGUCCCGAGCUAAGGUCGAAGCUAGGUUGUCCGAGAGAAAGCUUGAGGCCGAGGUCGAACGACUCCAUCGGUUAUUUAAUGAGGAGAAGGCUCUCCGGGAGAAGGAGAUUGUCAGAGAAAGGAGGGCAGCCAAAAGGGAGUUUGCCGAGAAGGUUAGGGCUAUCGAGGCGAAGAUGGACCAGUUCGGGGAGGUAUCCACGCGCUACAUGUACUUGGUGCAAGCGCGGGCCAAUGCCGAGCUGAUAGCCGAGCUGGAGGAAGGGAAAAGGGUAGAAGAUGAGAAGGCCGAGGUUCUUCAAUGGACGGCUGAGUAUGGGGACGCCGAGGAUGAGUACGUCCGUCUCGGGACCGAGCUGCGAGAGGACUUGAAGCUUCCUCUGGUUUCCCCGGACUCUGUCGACGAUAGCUUCGGGAACCAUUCGAUCAAAGGUGCCGCGGCUGCGAUAGGCGUUGCCGACCAGUCUGGUUCGAACCGAGGUAGCUCAAGUUUCGCCGGUUAA